CUGUGUUCACUGGCAACGCUUGUAUAAAGCUCCGGUAGGCUUCUACGUAGUGAUCCCAUUAUCAUCCCCAUCGAACUAUACAGGCAGCAUCGUAUUGUCUUCCUGAGACGCAAACAGUUAAGUACCUUUGGGGAAGCCCACCCCUGAGCGGCCACCAUGGGGGACGAUAGCGAGUGGAUGAAGCUUCCCAUCGACCAGAAAUGUGAACACAAGGUGUGGAAAGCCCGUCUGAAUGGCUAUGAAGAAGCCCUGAAGUUGUUCCAGAGAAUAGAAGAUGAGAAGAGUCCAGAGUGGGGGAAGUACCUGGGACUGAUAAAGAAGUUUGUCACUGAUUCUAAUGCCGUGGCUCAGCUUAAAGGCCUGGAUGCAGCCCUGGCCUUUAUUGAGAAUGCCCAUGUAGCUGGCAAGACGACCGGGGAGGUGGUGUCGGGCGUGGUAACCAAAGUGUUCAACCAGCCAAAGGCACGGGCUAAGGAGCUAGGCUCAGACAUCUGCCUGAUGUACAUCGAGAUAGAGAAGGCUGAGGUGGUUCAAGACGAGCUGCUCAAAGGUCUGGACAACAAAAACCCCAAGAUUGUGGUGGCCUGCCUCGAGACACUCAGGAGGGCUCUCAGUGAGUUUGGAUCCAAAAUAGUGACGUUGAAGCCCGUGGUCAAGAUUUUAUCCAAGCAGUUUGAAUCCAGAGAGAAGGCGGUGAGAGACGAAGCCAAGCAGCUUGCUAUAGAGAUCUACAGAUGGAUCAGAGAUGCUCUGAGACCACCACUGCAAAACAUUAACUCUGUACAGCUGAAGGAGCUGGAGGAGGAGUGGGUGAAGCUGCCUUCAGCGCCUCCCAAGCAGACCAGGUUCUUGCGCUCACAGCAGGACCUGAAGGCAAAGUUUGAGCAGCAACAAGCCCAAGGAGGAGAACAGUCCGGUGGAGAGGAUGAAGCUGAAACCGUGGCAGCAGUGGACCCUUAUGAGCUGCUGGAAGCUGUGGAGAUUCUGUCCAAGAUGCCCAAAGAUUUUUAUGACAAAAUCGAAGCUAAAAAGUGGCAGGAGAGGAAAGAAGCCCUAGAGGCUAUAGAGACUCUGACAAAGAACCCCAAACUAGAGAAUGGAGACUAUGGAGACCUUGUCAGAGCUCUGAAAAAGGUUGUGGGGAAAGAUGCCAAUGUGAUGCUGGUGACCGUGGCAGCCAAAUGUCUGGCUGCACUGGCCAGUGGACUGAGGAAGAAGUUUGGAACAUAUGCAGGACAAGUUGUUCCAACUAUUCUGGAGAAGUUCAAGGAAAAGAAGCCUCAGGUUGUCCAGGCACUGCAGGAGGCUAUGGAUGCCAUUUUCCACACUACCACCCUUCAGAACCUCUCAGAGGACAUCCUGGGUGUGAUGGACAACAAGAACCCCUCUAUUAAGCAGCAGGCCUCUCUGUUUCUGGCCCGCUCCUUUAGACACUGCACACAGGCCACGCUGCCCAAGAGCGUCCUCAAACCAUUCUGUGCUGCUCUCAUCAAGCAAGUGAAUGAUUCUGCUCCUGAAGUGCGUGACGCUGCUUUUGAAGCUUUGGGAACAGCCAUGAAAGUGGUGGGAGAGAAAGCUGUAAACCCUUUCCUGUCCGAUUUGGAUAAACUCAAACUGGAUAAGAUAAAGGAGUCUGCUGAUAAAGUGGAGCUCCCUGGGAAGAAGGGUUCAGGAGGAGGAGGAGGUGGUGGAGGGGAAAAGAAGCCAGCAGCUAAAGCUCCUCCCCCUUCUGAAGCACCGACAAAAUCCUCGGGCCCCCCAAGGAAGACCCAAACUGGUGCUGCCAGCAAGGCUUCAGCAGGUCCAUCUAAGAAAGGCAAGCCAGCCUCUGCAGCUGGUGGAAAAUCCAAAAAGGCCCCUGACAAUAAAGAAUUCACAGAGACUGAACUCUCAAUUGAGGCGUGCGAGGAUCUGGCAGCAGGUGUACUUCCUUCCACCUGUGUACAGCAGCUGGACUCAGCCAACUGGAAGGAGAGACUGGCUAGUAUGGAGGAGUUCCAGAGGGUUGUUGAGACUAUGGAUAAGGCUGUGAUGCCCUGCCAAGCCUUAGUCAGGAUGCUGGCCAAGAAACCAGGCUGGAAAGAGACUAACUUCCAGGUGAUGCAAAUGAAGCUGCGCAUCGUGGCUCUUAUAGCUCAGAGAGGACAGUUUUCUAAGACAUCAGCCUCUGUGGUUCUGGACGGCUUGGUGGAUAAGGUCGGAGACGUCAAAUGUGGUGGAAAUGCCAAAGAGGCAUUAACUGCUAUUGGACAGAGUUGCUCACUGCCGUGGACCGCAGAACAAGUUGUGUCUAUGGCCUUUGCACAGAAGAACCCCAAAAACCAGGCAGAGACUCUCAACUGGCUGUGUAAUGCCAUGAAGGAGUUUGGCUUUGCUGGUAUCAAUGUGAAGGCUUUCAUCAACAACGUGAAGACGGCUCUGGGAGCAACUAACCCUGCCGUCCGGACGGCUGCCAUCACCCUGCUUGGAGUCAUGUACCUCUACAUGGGAAGUCCUCUUCGCAUGUUCUUUGAAGACGAGAAGCCUGCUCUACUGGCUCAGAUAGAUGCUGAGUUCGAAAAGAUGCAGGGCCAGUCUCCACCAGCUCCAACCAGAUUCACCAAAAAGUCGGCAGUAGAAGAAGAGGGUGAUGAAGGAGAGGAACAGGAAGAAGAUGGAGGAGGAGGAGGUGGAGGAGGAGGACAUGACAUUAUGGACCUGCUGCCAAGAACAGACAUCAGUGACAAGAUUACAUCUGAUCUGGUGGCUAAAAUUGGGGAUAAGAACUGGAAGAUCAGGAAGGAGGGUCUGGAUGAGACUGCAGCCAUCAUCUCAGAGGCCAAAUUCAUCACAGCCAACAUUGGAGACCUGCCUCUGGCACUGAAAGGACGACUCACCGAUUCAAACAAGAUCCUGGUGCAACAGACCUUGACUAUCCUGCAGCAGCUGGCUACAGCCAUGGGACCUGGACUCAAGCAGCAUGUUAAAUCACUUGGAAUGCCUGUUAUCACUGUACUGGGAGACAGCAAGAGUAAUGUAAGGGCAGCUGCCAUGACCACUCUGCAGUCCUGGGUGGAGCAGACCGGGAUGAAGGAUUGGCUGGAAGGAGAAGACUUAUCAGAGGAACUGAAAAGAGAGAAUCCCUUCUUACGACAGGAGUUGCUAGGCUGGUUGGCAGAGAAGCUUCCAACCCUGAGGACGGUACCAGGGGACCUGAUGUUGUGUGUCCCUAACCUCUACGCCUGCCUGGAGGACAGAAACGGAGACGUGAGGAAGAAAGCUCAGGACGCUCUGCCUACCUUCAUGAUGCACCUUGGCUACGACAAGAUGGACAAGGCUGCUGGGAAACUCAAAUCUUCCUCUAGAGAUCAGGUCUCAGCAAUGUUGGAAAAGGCCCGAGCAGUGAUGCCAGCUAAACCUGCAGCUCCUGCCAAAAGUGGAGGGGGGAAAGGCUCAGCAGAGCAAAGCAGAGCGGCUUCAGCCUCCAGGCAGCCAGCUACUGAUGAGUUUGAUAGUAAACCAGAAGUUAAGAAAGUCCGAGGAGGAGCGGCUGGAAAGAAACCUCCCUCCCCUCCUGAAGAACCUGUCCCUCCCCCUUCCUCCAAGGACAAGGACAGUAAUCCUAGUAAAAAGCCCCCUGGCAAAGGGAAGGCUGCUGCUAGCAGUCAACAGGGUGCAGCUGGUAAGAAGCCUGCAGCCAAAGCCCAGAAGGAUGAGGAAGAUAGGUCCGGGCCAAUCUUUACCCUCGUCCCCAAUGCUAAAGAACAGAGGAUCAAAGAGGAGAAGCAACUGAAGAUUUUGAAAUGGAACUUCAACACUCCUCGAGAUGAAUACGUGGAGCAACUGAAGACUCAGAUGUCAACCUGCUUCGCUAGGUGGCUACAGGAUGAGCUCUUUCAUUUUGACUUUCAGAGACACGUCAAGGCCAUAGGAGUCAUGAUUGAGAGGUUGGAAAGUGAAAGCGACGCCACAAUCGGCUGCCUGGACCUGAUUCUGAAGUGGUUCACGCUGCGGUUCUUUGACACCAACACCACAGUCCUGAUGAAGGUGCUGGAAUAUCUAAAGCUGUUGUUUGCCAUGCUGAACAGGGAGAACUACCACCUGACUGAGUAUGAGGCCAACUCCUUUGUCCCCUACCUCAUACUCAAGGUUGGAGAGUCGAAGGACGUGGUUCGCAAAGAUGUUCGGGCCAUUCUGACCAUGCUGUGUAAGGUUUACCCAGCAUCCAAGGUCUUCCCCUUUCUCAUGGACGGAACCAAGUCCAAGAACUCCAAACAAAGAGCUGAAUGUCUGGAGGAGUUGGGUUGUUUGAUAGAGGGCUAUGGGAUGAAUGUAUGUCAGCCUACUCCAGCUAAGUCUCUGAAGGAGAUUGCACUUCACAUCGGUGACAGAGACACAUCUGUUCGUAACGCUGCCCUGAACACUGUGGUGGCUGUCUACAACGUCUGCGGCGAACAAGUCUACAAGCUGAUAGGAAAUUUGUCAGAGAAAGACAUGAGCAUGCUGGAGGAGAGAAUCAAGCGUUCAGCCAAAAAGACUGCAGCAGCUCCCGCUAAACCGGCUGCAACAGAGAGAUCUCAGAGGGAGCACCCACCCAACCCCAACGCCACCUUCCUCCGCAAGCCUGCACAGGAAGACCCCAACAAACUCAACCAAGCCCGUCAGAACGCCCAGCACAGCGAGUCCUCCCACCCGUCCAUCCCCAAGGAGUUUCAGUUAGACCUGGACAUGAUCGAGAUGGACCAGAGCAGAGUGUGCGAGCUGCCCGACCUGGUCCAACACAAGCUAGACGAGCUGCUGGAACCCAUCAUGAUCCCUGAACCCAAGAUGCGCACUGUUUCUCCACACUUUGAUGACCUCCACAACAGCACGGCCUCCACCAUCAACUUUGUCAUCUCUCAGGUGGCUACUGGUGAUAUUAACAACAGCAUACAGGCACUGGCACAGAUCGACGAGGUGCUGCGACAGGAGGACAAGGCAGAGGUCAUGUCAGGACACAUCGAUCAGUUCCUCAUCGCCACCUUCAUGCAGCUGCGGAUCAUCUACAGCACGCACAUGGCUGACGACCGACUCGACAAGAGGGACAUCAUCAAACUGUACAGCUGCAUCAUAGGAAACAUGCUAUCUCUGUUCUCUAUGGAGUCCCUGGCCAGAGAGGCAUCUAUGGGUGUGUUGAAGGACCUGAUGCACGGUGUGAUAACACUCAUGUUGGACAGCCGAGUGGAGGACAUAGAGGAUGGACUGCAGGUCAUCAGGUCUGUCAACCUGCUGGUCACCAGAGUUCUGGAGAAGUCUGACCAGACCAACAUGAUCAGUGCUCUGCUGGUUUUGCUUCAGGACAGUUUAGUCACCACGGCCCCACCCAUGUUCUCUGAGCUGGUCAUGAAGUGUCUGUGGAGGAUGAUCCGCUUCCUCCCAGAGACCAUCAACAGCAUCAACCUGGACCGGAUCUUACUGGACGUCCACAACUUCAUGAAGGUUUUCCCCAAAGAGAAACUAAAGCAGCUCAAGAGUGAUGUGCCACACAGAACGCUCAAGACUCUUUUGCACACACUCUGCAAGCUCACAGGGGCCAAGAUUCUAGACCACCUAUCAAUGAUCGAGAACCGUAAUGAGUCAGAGUUGGAGGCCCAUCUGAGGCGGGUGGUCAAACACUCUGGAAACCUUUCAGGACUCAAGAGUGACCGUGGCAACGAGAAGACUGGUCUGCGCACGGAGGAUCGGAUGUCAAAGGCAAAAGUCAGUGACAUUUUGUCUGAAAUCUUCAAGAAGAUCGGCUCCAAGGAGAACACCAAAGAGGGUUUGACAGAGUUGUACGAGUACAAACAGAAGUACUCCGAUGCCGAUGUGGAGCCCUUCCUCAAAAACUCAUCACAGUUCUUCCAGAGCUACGUGGAGCGAGGCCUUCGCAUCAUCGAGUCUGAAAGAGAGGGCAAGGCUCGCAUCCAGACCUCAGCAGUGAUCCCUCAGCAUGGCAUGGACUUCACUCUGAGCAGCAACAACGAAGAGCUGAAACCAGCUGUCUACUAUGAGAGACUCAAGAUUCUCAGACAGAGACAAGGCCUGGAAAACAACGCCAGGCUGCAGCAGGGUGUCGGAGGAAGCGAGGACGAGCCCCAGCAGCGACCUCCCAUCUCCUCCCUGCUGUCCUCUAAACCGUCAGUGGCCUCCUCCACCGACAUGCUCCACAGUAAGCUGUCCCAGCUCAAAGAGUCCCGAGAGCUGUACCAGCAGGAACACAACGCACACUCCCAUUCCCCGACGCACACACACACCCGCUCAGCCUCGCCGGCGGCCAACCUGGACGACCUGAAGAAACGUCUGGAAAGGAUAAAGAGCAACCGGCAGUAAGGGGGGCGCCACCUCAUCUCAUCCACAGAGCCUGUAGAGUUCAGCUGGUAGUAGAAAAUAAAAAAAAAAAACAUCCUCCUACUUUUUUUUUUUUUUUUUUUUUUUAACUCAUUCUGUGUUUAUAUUCAUGUGUUGGUGGAUGGAAAUAGCAAGCACUUGCACACUAAAGCUCACCCUCUAUCAGCAAACCAAGGAAGCAGCAGGACACCCUGAAGUUUGAACUUGACUCCACCCACUGUGCCUGUAAAUUCAACACACCCUAAUGUGAUUGUAGUUGAGUACUCUCAGAUUGAAGUAAAGGCUGUGACUGGAGUUUCCGGCCUCUACACACACUACAGAACCAUCUUAGUGUUUUUAGCUAAUAUUAAAACGUAAAAAAUAUGUUCUAUGAAAAGCUGAGUCCAGGAGUGAGCUUUGACGUGUGUUCACGAUGGCAUAGUCUGCUGUAAUUCUCAGUCUGUACAGUUUUAUCUAGAUAAACUGUCACAACCACCCAUCCCACCUACUGUCCUGUCCUGUCCCGUCCUGUCCUCUCCUGUCUUUCUCUUUCAGGUUGCUACCUGCCCUUCAUCUAUGUACACUUUUUACUGUAUUACGAUAAUGGUAUGGUGAACUUACCCAACUCCUCUCUCUGUUUUAGUAUCACGGCACAAUGUGUUUGUACAUAUUUAAAGGUUGUUAACCACUUAACUGUUAUGAAGUGCUUCUCAUGUGGUUUCAGGACAAAACAAAUGUCAACAAAUGUUUCUUCCUGUUUUACCAUAAUUUACAUCAGUGCUGCUGCUGUGUUUGACUGGAGAGACACACUUGUAUAGAAGCUGUGUAAAUGCAGUAUGUGACUGCCCCCUUGUGGCUGAACACUGUCACAGCAUCAGUUUGUGAUUCUCUGUUUGCACUGGGAUCAUGGACAUACAGUCAUGGAGAAAGUAUUAGACCAUCUUUUGUUUUCUUCCAUUUCUGGUUCAUUUUAAUGCCUGGUACAACUAAAUGUACAUUUGUUUGGACAAUUAUAAUGACAGCAAAAAUAGUUCAUAAGAGAUUAUAUCUAGCCAUUUUCCAUGGUUUUCUUGAUAAUGAUUUUGGUUAUUUUCAAGGGAAAAAAAUGAAAGAAAACAAGGGUAGUCUAAUAAUUUUUUUCCAUGACUGGAAUUGCUCAUGUCUACAUCAUUAAGGUAAAAAUUCCAAAUUAGUGUUGUUUGGUGGAAAAGGUUAAUAGUUGAAGCCUCUUUUUAAAAUUGCACAGUGCAAAUGGGUCUCCAGAACUUACUUGAAUCAACAAAAGGCCUGAUUUCUAGCAAUUUCAGACAUUUUUGCUGCCAAAAAAACAAGCUGAACUGCAUUUACACAGUGACAUAAGCCCUCUGGAUCUAAACGCCUCAGCUAUAUAAUACUAGGAGGAUAUUUGUCUUUUUAACCAGGAGUUUAGACAGGCAGACAUAGGAAAUCUGUCCAGUUUUAUUUUAAAAGCUUUUUCUGGCGCUGUAGUAAGCGUUUGUCAAUGGUUUUCAAUCCUCCUCAGAUUCAAAAGGGCCAAAAGUUUUCAGAUUUUUCCUCCCAGCUGAACUCGACUCGAACGAUCAACUGGAGUGUUUCGUUGUGGUUAAAACCUGCAGACUUGUUGGUACAGGGUUAAAAACUAUUGCUUUUAUUUUAGAGAAGUGACAUUUUAGCGAGACCCGCUGUUCAGCUUUCCGGCCGAUUUGAGACGGAGAAUAUUGUCUCUAAGAGUGAGCAGGAGGACCAAGCAGAGCUGUAUACAGGUGUGUUUAAGUCGUGUUGGACUGUGCUGUGGGUUGACAUUUGGCUGUAAAUACUGUAUUUAAUGUCCUCCACUCAAACCCCUCGAUCAGUUAUUUAACAGCAGCCACUCUGUGUUUGUAGGCUUAACAAGUAUGGCAUGAAGUCGGUGAUUGUUUUAAUUUUCUCAUGUAAAUAAAGUUUGCAUUAACAACAA
Centropristis striata (black sea bass) is the source of this 8284-nucleotide messenger RNA. It is a transcript of the gene ckap5, whose product is annotated as cytoskeleton associated protein 5. Gene Ontology annotation, biological process: establishment or maintenance of microtubule cytoskeleton polarity; centrosome duplication; microtubule polymerization. The transcript is spliced from 44 exons. The record is from RefSeq and is a predicted model, not a curated record. The coding region runs from base 157 to 6330 and encodes 2057 amino acids. Gene Ontology annotation, cellular component: centrosome; spindle pole; kinetochore. Gene Ontology annotation, molecular function: microtubule plus end polymerase activity; microtubule plus-end binding. Lineage: Eukaryota; Metazoa; Chordata; Actinopteri; Perciformes; Serranidae.